Prunus dulcis (almond) is the source of this 495-nucleotide messenger RNA. Its product is annotated as basic form of pathogenesis-related protein 1-like. The coding region runs from base 1 to 495 and encodes 164 amino acids. The transcript has a single exon. Gene Ontology annotation, cellular component: extracellular region. The record is from RefSeq and is a predicted model, not a curated record. NCBI's taxonomy places the organism in Eukaryota, Viridiplantae, Streptophyta, Magnoliopsida, Rosales, Rosaceae.
AUGGGAGCUAUCAAUAAGCUUUUAUUAGGCAUAUUCUCCAUAGCCCUAAUCUUAAGCACCCAUGUCUCUCAAGCCAGACCCAACAAAGAACCCCACCAGGACUUCAUAGAUGAACACAACAGAGCUCGAGCUGAGGUUGGUGUUGGUCCAAUCAAAUGGAACGACACCGUUGCAGCCUACGCCCAGAAUUAUGCGGAUUCGAAGAUUGAGACAUGUGAAAUGGUGCACUCACAGGGCCCAUAUGGUGAGAACUUGGCUGAAGGCUAUGGAGAAAUGACCGGCGGGCAGGCUGUGAAGUUUUGGGUGACUGAGAAGCCCAACUACGACUAUGCCUCCAACACAUGCGUUGGUGAUGUCUGUGGGCACUACACUCAGGUGGUUUGGCGCAAUUCGACUUAUGUGGGUUGUGCUAGGGCUAAGUGCAAUAAUGGCUGGAUGUUUGUGAUUUGUAGUUAUUAUCCUCCUGGAAAUUAUAUAGGAGAGCGUCCUUACUAG